AGCAGAGUAAACACAUCACAAAUAAAUAUUCAGAAACAAUUCUCAAACUAUAGCUAAGAUCUUCAGGAGGAAAAUUUCCACAAAGUUAAAGAUCUUAAAAAACAUUGUGAAAUUGUAAGUAAAUUUUACUGAGUAAUGGUGAAAGAAAUACUUUAUUAAGAAUUAAAUAUUAAUUAAUCUAUAAUUAUUUCAAGAAAAAAAAGGACAAAACGAAACUUAACACAUAUGAACUGAUGUUGACGCUAAAGAUACAGAGCAACUACAAACUAUAUGAAUGAACGCAUCUGAUUCAGAAAGUGAAUGAAAUGCUAGUGUUUAUAUGUCAAGCUAAUAGUAGAUGAAUCACCUUAACCAGUUAACGAUCAUCCUCCCACGUGGGGUUCACAUAUAGAACUAUUCAUGGAAUGCUGACUCCGCUCAUUCAUUAACGAGUGAAACUUAAGAUAAACCACACAUUAAAACGAGUGAAAUUUAAAAGUUGAUUUAGACAGGGAAACAGGACUGAACGACACAGAAGUGAAUGCAAUUAAAGUGAAUAGUGUGAUAUAGAAAUGCAAAGAGAUGUGGAAGGGUUGAAAACCUAGUAAACACUACAGAGCUCAAUCAGCUGAUGUAAAGGACCAUGUGAGAUUGGAAUUUGAAGUCACCUAAAGUUAAUAUUAACUCUAAUUAUACAAGAAAAUGAUGCUAAAAAUGGAGAGCUGUGAUAUAAGGAUGGUCCUUCUCUUAUUUAUGGUGGGCCUACCAAGAAUAACGGGAUCAUUCCUCAGUCGCUUUGAUUAUGGCUUCGAUCCCCGCCCCAUGUCAGACUACUGGGGACACACACCUGUAAAAUGUGAUCUAAAUUGCGAUCAUGGGCUAGAACAUGACGUGGAAGGAAGAGCGAUCUGUAAAUGCUUUAACCCCUGUAGGAGUGUGAAAUGUUUCGGAGGAAACAAGUGUGUCGUAGAAAUGCCGUCCAAAUGUGAAUCACACAUGAACUGUAGGUCAACCGCAAUAUGUAAAGCAGUUGCACCAAAUGAGCUGAAAGAAAAAGAACCGUAUCCCACGAAACCUAAAGAAGUCAAAGAAGCAAAUCACAUAAAAAUUGAAGAGAACCAUACUGUAGAACCAAAACCCAACAAAGACAAUAAGAAUGUGUGUAAAAUGCCAAGAGACAUAACAUUCAAAUGUAACCAAAAAUUUAACAGAUGGUAUUAUGAUAAAAAAACACGAAAGUGCAAGAAAUUCUACGGGUGCCCGUCUGAAGGGAAUAACUUCGCAAGAAAACGAGAUUGUAAGAAAAUGUGCAAAAAUAACAAGAGUAGCAAAAGAAGGAAAGCAAUCAAAUGGCAGAGAAAGAAGAUGUUACUCGAUGCUGAAUUUCACUGGUACAAACAUAAUUGUCCGACAGACUCUGUCAUGGUCAACUGUUCCACAGACCCCUGUAUUGACUGUACGAACAGACGCAUAAAGUGUGUCCAAGUGAACUGUGGGGAAUGCAAAGCUCUAUAUUUACACAAAAGGAGCGGAAGAAUUCUUGAAAAAUGCAGUUUGAGAUAA
Messenger RNA from Owenia fusiformis, 1542 nucleotides. The record is from the annotation of a GenBank genome assembly. NCBI's taxonomy places the organism in Eukaryota, Metazoa, Annelida, Polychaeta, Sabellida, Oweniidae.